This is a messenger RNA of Ornithodoros turicata, 1867 nucleotides long. RefSeq names its product poly(A) RNA polymerase, mitochondrial-like. NCBI's taxonomy places the organism in Eukaryota, Metazoa, Arthropoda, Arachnida, Ixodida, Argasidae. Gene Ontology annotation, molecular function: poly(A) RNA polymerase activity; nucleic acid binding. The coding region runs from base 105 to 1739 and encodes 544 amino acids. The record is from RefSeq and is a predicted model, not a curated record. The transcript has 8 exons.
UAUGUGCGCAUCAUGGCCGCUCUCAUCACCAUCAGCAUGUACCGUCGUUUUGGUUUCCGUUGCGACGGCAUGUGAUCAUUAAAAUUCGUUAAUACCUUGCAAACAUGCAGUUAUUUUUACGUUCCCUCAAUUGCAAGUAUCUUUUCAGCUCGCACUAUGGCGGCACUGACGCUGGACUAUGCAUCAGGAGGCUGAUAUGUUCUGCCAAGACCACCAGCAGCAGUUCCUCGCAGUCCUUCGACUCGAUUAUGUCGGAACGAAGGCGACAAGCUGGGAACACCAUUAUUGUGGAAGUCGAUAACAGACACGAUAUUCCUGACCUUUGCAACCUUUGCCAGCGCUUUGGGCCACUGCAGAAGGUUUAUUACUUCAGGAAUAGAAGACAGAAGUGCCAGGUCCUUGUGGAGUUUGCAGAUUUACACGCCUCAUCAAACCUAUUACGAGAGUGCAAGACUCUUCAUGCCGAUGGCUUUCCAGUCUGGUCGAGGUUUCUCAAACACGAGCCUAGUAAAAAAUUGCCAGCAAACACUUCUCCUGCUGUUGAUAUCGACACUGUGACUAUCCCAUCUGACGAAGAAGUGCUGACGAGCCUUUCACAGUCAAGUACGGUAUCAGAUCAAAUGACUAAUUUCUAUGAAACUGAAAGGCUGAACGACCUCGAACUGCGACUUGGAUUCCUAGUAUGCAAGCAAAUUGAGGAAUUUGUAUCUGGCAUAUAUCCAAAUGGCAUGGUUCUGCCCUUCGGAUCGCUUGUCAAUGGCUUUGGAAGGCAUGCCUGUGACAUUGACAUGGUUUACUGUGUCCCACCAGAGCAAAAGGGUGUACUUUGCUUCCAAGGCAAACAGCAGCUGGUGAACGAUCGAACACUGACGCAGAGGGUCCUGGAGACUCUGGGUGAUUUGCUACAUUACCUUGUGCCCGGCGUAUCACAAGUACAUCGGAUUCUACGAGCACGUGUGCCCAUUGUAAAGUUCCAGCACGACAUUACAGACUUGGAGUGUGACCUUACUCUCAAUAACAUGUCAGGGGUGGACAUGUCACGGAUUCUGCACUUCUACAGUCUGCUAAACCCCUGCAUUCGUCCAUUAAUGUACACAGUUCGCAAGUGGGCGACAGCUAGUCGAGUUACGGAAAAGGCACCUGGCAGCUGGGUGACAAACUUCCAGCUCACUCUAAUGGUACUUUUCCACCUUCAGCAGAAAGGACUUGUCCCUUCCAUCAAAUCUUUCAAAGGAAGAUCCGUAAUUGGAGGGAAAGUUGCAGGUGAAAAUGUCAAAGAACAUUGUGAUGAUGUAAGGGACUCAUCCAAAAAUGCUGAAGAGCUGCUAUUGAGCUUUUUUGAAUUCUACUCUUCGUUUGACUUCAAGAGCAAAGGCAUCUCCCCGUACACUGGUAACACUGUGGAGAAACCAGACUACUCCCCCAUGUACAUUCAGAAUCCACUUGACAGACAGCUGAAUGCUAGUCGCAAUGUCGGGGUGUCUGACCUCCGGAAAUUGCAGACUUGCAUGAGUGAUGCGCUAUGGACAUUGCAGAAGGCAAACUGCAAGACGUCAGCCGGUGGUUCUUCCUGGGGCAUUGGUGCAAUUUUUAAGCCAUCGACGACACGAGACAGACACAUGCAAGUCACGCAAAAAAGGUUCCAAGUGCAAGAACUCUUUCAAGACAACCAAGCCAAGUCGAGCGAAUCCGGUUACGUGGUUGAAGCGACAGUUUCCGGUGUGAAGAGCAAUUUUUAAUCAAGCGCUGUCGAACAGAGUUGAGCUCGUCCUGACAAAUGGACCGAUGCAGUGCAAUUGGCUUGCUCACAUUGAGGGGAUUGCUAAGCGCAUUAGUGUACAUAUAAAGUCGUGUCUAUGCUGCGGUA